ACAUGCCGAUUAAAUUAGGGGUUUUAAGCUGAAUCGUGGAUGGGUCAGAAGAAGAAAACCUCCGCUCGUUCCAAACAAUCGCCGUCUUCUGCGGCGGUGACGACGGUGGCAGUGACAGAGGUGGAGCCGUCUGAGAUUCCCGCUUGUAGCUUCAACGAGGGGGGUUUUUCUGGACCAGACGCUAAUGUUGAGCCGUUGGAUUCAGCUGUCGUCAAGCUAGAAUGCGAGAAGGCACUGAAGUCGUUUGGACGGGGGAGCUAUAACAAGGCGAUUCGUCUCAUCAAGGAUUCGUGCUCUCGCCAUCAAGACUCUGCCCUAAUCCACCGUGUUCAGGGAACUAUCUGCGUUAAGGUUGCUGCUGUGUAUGAGGAUCUAGCUACGAAACAGAAGUAUCUGCGAAAUGCAAUUGAAUCUGCUAGAAAAGCUGUGGAGUUGUCUCCAAAUUCAAUUGAGUUUGGGCAUUUUUAUGCCAACUUGCUUUAUGAGGCUGCCAACGAUGGGAAGAGAGAGUACGAGGAGGUCGUGCAAGAGUGCCAUCGUGCUCUCUCCAUCGAAUAUCCGAUUGAUCCUGCUAGAGAGAGUCUUCAGGAUGAGACUCAGCUGAAGAUAUUGACACCUGAGGCUCGUAUUGCACAUUUCCAGGAUGAGCUCAGGUCACUGAUACAGAAGUCUAACAUUUAUUCAUUGUCCACUUGGAUGCAGAACUUGGGAAAUGGUGAAGAGAAAUUUAGGUUGAUCCCUCUUAGGAGAAUGGCCGAGGAUCCUAUUGAGAGUAACUUGAUUCAGAACAGGAGGCCGAAUGAGAUUAAAAAAGCUACCAAGACUCUUGAAGAGAGGAGGAAGGAGGUUGAAGUGAGGGUAGCUGCACAUAGGUUGUUGCAGCAGAAGUCUGAGUCUUCCCCAUCGGAGAAUGUAGAAGCUGUUAACAACAAGGGAUCAGAUCCAACAUUAGGCGCGGGGCCAAGAAGUGGGGAGAGAAGAAAGCAUGGAAAUGCAAGGAAAAACGGCUCCACAGCGGAUAGAAGGGAUCGGGUUAGGUCAUACUGGGAUUCUUUGAGCAAAGAAAUGAAGAAAGAAUUCCUAAGAGUUAGGUUCAGUGAUCUUAAGAGUCACUUUAGUGCUUCAAAGGAUGGGCAAGCAUAUGAGAUUCUUAGCGAGGCACUGUCAUUUUGUGAGGCCAAUAAGACUUGGAGGUUCUGGGCUUGCUGCCGGUGUAGUGAAAACUUCAUAGAGCCUGAGGCUCAUAUGCAUCAUAUUGUGCAGGAGCACAUGGGUAACGUGUUACCUAAGAUGCAAAUGGUUUUGCCUCAAAUUGUCGACACUGAAAGGAUUGAUAUGCUUUUUAAUUCCCCAUGGAAACCAUUGGAUCUCUCUGCUGUGGUGAAUUUGCUUCGCAGUCAGCAGAAAAUCCAAAAUUCUGAGUUUAAUGAAUUUCACUCUGGAGAUAAUAUGGAUGACGAUGACGAUUGCUUCAAGGAUGCAUGGAAUGAUACUACACCAGAGAAAGAAAACCUUGGAGAUGCUUGCAACGGUUGGAAUGAGAAUGAAUCUGAAGAAGGUAAGCUGUCGAUCGCGUUUCCUCCUCCUGAUGGAUGGCCUAUAUCUGAUGAUCCUGAACGUGCAAAGCUCCUUGAAAAAAUCCGUGCAGCCUUUGAGCUGCUUAUUAGACACAAAUAUUUAGCUGCCAGCCAUCAUGAUAAGGUGAUUCAAUUUACGGUGGAUGAACUCCAGAAUCUACCCUCGGUUUCGCAAUUCUUAAACCGUGGCUUGAACAAGUCACCCUUAUGCAUCUGCUUUUUGGGAGCUUCCCAUCUCAAGAAAAUUCUCAAAUUCCUGCAGGACUUGUCUCAGGCCUGUGGAUUGAGUCGAUAUUCCGAACAAAGUAACCCCAACGAUGAAAUUAAUUUUGGUGACCUGGGUCGUGAAGUUACAGAGGAGAUUCUUCUUGAUGGUGAAGAUUCAUGUCUUCUUUUGGAUGAAAAAUUGCUUGGAACUGAGUGCAUCCAAGAGAAAUAUAUGGGCUCAGCACUUAAUAAUGCUUAUGGAAAUGAUGUGUCUGCUGGUGCGGAUGGAUUUCUUUCAUGGAUCUUCGCAGGACCCUCUAGCGGGGAACAAGUUGUGUCAUGGAUGUGCACAAAGGAAGAGAAAACAAAUCAAGGACUGGAGAUCAUGCAGCAUCUUGAGAAGGAGUUCUAUCACUUACAGAACCUCUGCGAGAGAAAAUGCGAGCACUUAAGCUACGAGGGAGCUCUGCAGACUGUUGAGGACCUUUGUCUUGAAGAAGGCCGGAAGAGGGAGACUUCAGCAGAGUUUACCCAUGAAAGCUAUGAAUCUGUGUUGAGGAAACGAAGAGAUGACCUAAAUGGGAAUGACCAUGAGUUGGUGUUUAUCAGUAGUAGGUUUGAGUUAGAUGCUAUAACAAAUGUUUUGAAAGAUGCUGAAACCCUUAACCACAAUCAAUUUGGAUAUGAAGAAUCAUAUGGCUGCACGAGUUCUCAGCUUCGUGAUCUGGAAUCUGGUGAAGCUGAUGAAUGGGGGAUGAAGGAUUCCUUACAUGAGGCUGACAGUUUCAUAGAGAUUGCGAUCCAGAAACAAAAAGAGCAGUUGUCUGCAGAGCUUAGCAAAAUCGACGCUCAAAUGAUGCGGAAUGUCACUGGGAUGCAGCAAUUAGAGCUAAAGCUUGGACCAGUUUCCUUCAACGAUUAUCAGAUAGUAUUGUUACCUUUGGUGAAGUCCUACAUGCGGGCACAUUUGGAGGCGUUAGCAGAGAAAGAUGCCACUGAGAAGUCUGAUGCUGCAAGAGAAGCGUUACUUGUUGAGCUCGCUCUUGAUUCUAAGAAGGAGGCUCGAGGAAGAAAUGAUAAUUCAAAAAACACGCUGGAAAAGUCCAAGGACAAGAAAAAGAUUAAAGACACUAGGAAACUGAAGGAUUUGAAGGCAACUAUUGGAAACGACCAUCGCUUCAAUGCUGAUUCUGUUGAACACAGCCCCCUUCCGGUUGCAUCUGUCGGUGAUUAUUCAGAGGCUGAUGUUGUUUCUGAAGCUGUUGAAGCUAUAAAAGAACAAGAAGAGGAAUAUAAACGCCAAAGAGAGCUAGAGGAGGAGGAGAGAAAACUUGAAAAAACUCUAGAGUAUCAGAGAAGAAUUGAGGAUGAAGCUAAGGAGAAGCACAUGGCAGAACAACAAAAGAAAUACAGCUCUUCAGUUCCCAUGAAUGUUGCAAAAGCAGUGUAUAAUGCAUGCACAGAUAAUGUAGUUGAUUAUUUAGAUUUACAAGGACAUGGAAAAUCCAUAAAUCAGGAGAAAAGGAAUGGACGACUUGACGACCUGGAAGGAGCCAGAGUGAAUACAAAUGGAGUUUUCCCGUCAACAAAUUAUUCUGUGAUAUCUGAUAGUGCAAAGGUGCAGGAUGUAAAAUCCCAAAAAGUAGUGCCUAAUGGCACAGCUAUGCAAGCUGGUAUGUUCCAAUCUGAUCCACCAACUGGGAGGAGAGGUAGACGCCAAAAAGCUUCAAACAAGUUAGUUGAUGGAAAAUAUCCGGUCACACCUCCUGAGACCGAAAAUACUAAAUCUCAGUGGUCAGGCACCGACGCCGAGAGACAUUCUGAAACUCUACGUAACAAUGGUGAUGUGGGAACAAAGACAUUAAGACAAUUACAAGCUGAAGACGAUGAAGAAGAAAGGUUUCAAGCUGACCUUAAAAGGGCAGUGCGUCAAAGCCUUGACGUGUACCAAGGAGGUAGAAGUAUGGCUUCAUGUUUGAGGACACCUCUGGAAGUAAACAAUGAUGGGGGUUUAUCUGAUGACACAAUUGAGUCUAGGAGCUCAACCGGAGUUGCCAUAUUUGGCACAGGUCUUCAGAAUGAAGUUGGCGAAUACAAUUGCUUUUUGAAUGUUAUCAUACAAUCUCUAUGGAAUCUGGAGCUGUUUCGAGCUGAGUUCUUACAGAGUUCAACACGAGAGCACCAUCACGUGGGAGAUCCUUGUGUUGUCUGCUCUUUGUAUGAAAUUUUUACUGCUUUGAGCGCUGCUUCGAGUGAAACACAAAAUGAACCUGUGGCACCUUCAUCUCUCAGGAUUGCUUUGAGUAAAUUGUAUCCAGAUAGUAGUUUCUUCCAAGAGGCUCAGAUGAACGAUGCUUCAGAAGUACUGGCGGUGAUCUUUGACUGCCUUCAUCGCUCAUUUGCUCAAAGUUCAAGCGUGUCUGAUGUGGAUUCCUCAGACAGCAACUGUACUGGUUCAUGGGACUGUGCCAACCGCACAUGUAUUGCCCAUUCUCUGUUUGGAAUGGAUAUUUUUGAGCAACUGAAUUGCUACAGCUGUGGGCUAGAAUCCAGGCAUAUGAAGUACACUUCCUUUUUCCAUAACAUCAACGCUAGUGCCCUACGCACCAUGAAGGUUACAUGCACUGAGAAUUCAUUUGACGAACUUCUAAAUCUUGUCGAGAUGAACCAUCAACUAGCCUGUGAUUCCGAAACGGGUGGAUGUGGGAAACUCAACCAUAUCCACCAUAUUCUCACUACUCCACCGCAUGUAUUUACUACAGUUUUAGGGUGGCAAAACACAUGUGAGACUGUAGAAGACAUAGCAGCUACUCUUGCAGCCUUGAAUACCGAGAUAGACAUCAGCAUCAUGUACCGUGGUCUGGACCCUAAGAGCACAUAUAGCUUAGUUUCCGUGGUUUGUUAUUAUGGACAGCAUUAUCAUUGUUUUGCACAUAGUCGUGAGCACGAUCAGUGGAUCAUGUACGAUGACAAAACCGUCAAGGUGAUUGGUAGCUGGAGUGAUGUUCUUUCUAUGUGUGAAAGAGGACACUUGCAACCACAGAAGAAGAAAGCCCCCGCGCCGUUGGAUUCGGCUGUGAUCAAGCUCGAAUGCGAGAAGGCACUCAAGUCUUUCGGGCGGGGGAGCUACAACAAGGCGAUUCGUCUGAUAAAGGAUUCAUGCUCUCGUCAUCAAGACUCUGCCCUAAUCCACCGUGUUCAAGGAACUAUCUGCGUCAAGGUUGCUGCUGUCUACGAGGAUCUAGCUACUAAACAGAAGUAUCUCCGUAAUGCAAUUGAAUCUGCUAGAAAAGCUGUGGAAUUGUCUCCGGAUUCGAUUGAGUUUGGGCAUUUUUAUGCCAACUUGCUUUAUGAGGCUGCUAAUGAUGGGAAGAGAGAGUAUGACGAAGUUGUGCAAGAGUGUCAACGUGCUCUCUCCAUCGAAAAUCCGAUUGAUCCUGCUAAAGAGAGUUUGCAGGAUGAGACUCAGUUGAAGAUAUUGACACCUGAGGCUCGUAUUGUUCAUGUGCAGGAUGAGCUCAGGUCACUGAUACAGAAAUCUAACAUUGGUUCAUUGUCUUCUUGGAUGAAUAACCUGGGAAAAGGUGAAGAGAAGUUUCGGUUGAUACCGAUUAGGAGAAUGGCUGAGGAUCCUAUUGAGAGUAACUUGAUUCAGACCAGGAGGCCGAAUGAGAUUAAAAAGGCUAACAAGACUAUUGAAGAGAUAAGAAAGGAGGUUGAAGUUAGGGUAGCUGCUGCUAGGUUGUUGCAGCAGAAGUCAGAAUCUUCCCCGUCGGAGAAUGUAGGAGCUGUUGACAACAAGGGAUCAGAUCCAACAUUAGGUUCAGGGAAGAGAAGCGGAGAGAGGAGAAAGCAUGGAAAUGCAAGGAAAAACGGCUCCACAGCUGAUAGAAGGGAUCGGGUUAGGUCAUACUGGGAUUCUAUGAGCAAAGAAAUGAAGAAACAAUUGCUUAGAGUUAAGGUUAGUGAUCUUAAGAGUCACUUUAGUGCUUCAAAGGAUGGGAAUGCAAAUGAGAUUAUAAGUGAAGCUCUGUCCUUUUGUGAGGCCAAUAAGACUUGGAGGUUCUGGGUUUGCUGCCAGUGUAGUGAAAAGUUCAUAAAGUCUGAGGCUCAUAUGCAUCAUAUUGUGCAGGAGCACAUGGGUAAUGUCUUACCUAAGAUGCAAAUGGUUCUGCCUCAAAGUGUCGACACUGAGAGGAUUGAUAUGCUUCUUACUUCCCCAUGGAAACCAUUGGAUCUCUCUGCUGCGAUGAAAUUGCUUCGCGGUCAGCAGAAAAUCCAAAAUACUGAGUUUGAUGAAUUUCACUCUGGAGAUAAUAUGGAUGACAGUGACGAUUGCUUCACGGAUGCACGGAAUGAUACUUCACCAGAGAAAGAAAGCCUUAGAGACACUUGCAACGGUUGUAAUGAGAAUGAACAAGAAGAGGUUAAGCUGUCGAUCGCAUUUCCUCCUCCUGAUGGAUGGCCUAUAUCUGAUGAUCCUGAACGUGCAAAGCUCCUUGAAAAAAUCCGUGCAGCCUUUGAGCUGCUUAUUAGACACAAAUAUUUAGCUGCCAGCCAUCAUGAUAAGGUGAUACAAUUUACGCUGGAUGAACUUCAGAAUCUAGCUUCGGUUUCACAAUUCUUAAGUCGUAGCUUGAACCAGUCACCCAUAUGCAUCUGCUUUUUGGGAGCUUCCCAGCUCAGGAAAAUUCUCAUAUUCCUGCAAGACUUGACUCAGGCCUGUGGAUUGAAUCGAUAUUCUGAACAAAGUAACACCAAUGAUGAAAUUAAUUUUGGCGACCUGGGUCGUGAAGUUACAGAGGAGAUUCUUCUUGAUGGUGAAGAUUCAUAUCUUCUUUUGGAUGAAAAAGUACUUGGCACUGAGUGCAUCCAAGAGAAAUAUAUGGGCUCAGCAUUUGAUAAUGUAGCUAAAGUAAGUUCUGGAGAUAUUGCUAACGGCAAUAAUGUGUCUUCUGGUGCGGAUGGAUUUCUUUCAUGGAUCUUUGCAGGACCCUCUAGCGGGGAACAAGUUGUGUCAUGGAUGUGCACAAAGGAAGAGAAAACAAAUCAAGGACUGGAGAUCAUGCAGCAUCUUGAGAAGGAGUUCUAUCACUUACAGAACCUCUGCGAGAGAAAAUGCGAGCACUUAAGCUACGAGGGAGCACUGCAGACUGUUGAGGACCUUUGUCUUGAAGAAGGCCGGAAGAGGGAGACUUCAGCAGAGUUUACCCAUGAAAGCUAUGAAUCUGUGCUGAGGAAACGAAGACAAGAGCUAAAUGAGAAUGACCUUGAGUUGGAGUUUAUCAGUAGUAGGUUUGAGUUAGAUGCUAUAACAAAUGUUUUGAAAGAUGCUGAAACCCUCAACCACAAUCAAUUUGGAUAUGGAGAAUCAUAUGGCUGCACGAGUUCUCAGCUACAUGAUCUGGAAUCUGGUGAAGCUGAUGAAUGGGGGAUGAAAGAUUCCUUACAUGAGGCUGACAGUUUCAUAGAGGUUGCGAUCCAAAAACAAAAAGAGCAGCUGUCUGGAGAGCUUAGCAGAAUCGACGCUCAAAUGAUGCGGAAUGUCACUGGGAUGCAGCAAUUAGAGCUAAAGCUUGGACCAGUUUCCUUCAACGAUUAUCAGAUAGUAUUGUUACCUUUGGUGAAGUCCUACAUGCGGGCACAUUUGGAGGCGUUAGCAGAGAAAGAUGCCACUGAGAAGUCUGAUGCUGCAAGAGAAGCGUUACUUGUUGAGCUCGCUCUUGAUUCUAAGAAGGAGGCUCGAGGAAGAAAUGAUAAUUCAAAAAACACGCUGGAAAAGUCCAAGGACAAGAAAAAGAUUAAAGACUCUAGGAAACUGAAGGAUUUGAAGGCUACUAUUGGAAACGACCAUCGCUUCAAUGUUGACUCAAUUGAACACAGCCUCCCUUCGGUUGCAUCUUUUGGUGAUCAUUCAGAGGCUGACGUUGUUUCUGAAGCCGUUGAAGCGUUAAAAGAUGAGGAAGAGAAAUACAGACGCCGUAUCGAGUUAGAGGAAGAGGAGAGGAAGCUUGAAAAAACUCUAGAGUAUCAAAGAAGAAUUGAGAAUGAAGCUAAGGAGAAGCACAUCGCCGAACAAAAAAAGAAAUACAGCUGUUUACAUCCGAUGAAUGUGACAGAGGCAGUGUAUGAUGAUUGCAUAGAAAAAUUCUUUGAUGAUGUAGAUUUACAAGAACAAGAAAAAUCCAUAAAUCAGGAGAAAAGGAAUGGACAACUUGAUGACUUGGAAGGAGCCAAAGUGAAUAUAAAUUGUGUUUUCCCGUCAACAAAUUAUUGUGUGAUAUCUGAUACUGCAAAGGUGCAGGAUGUAAAAUCCCAAGAAGUAGUGCCUAACGGUAUAGCUAUUCAAUCUGGUGUUUUCCAAUCUGAUCAACGCCCUGGGAGGAGGGGUAGACGCCAAAAAGCUUCAAACAAGUUGGUUGAUGGAAAAUAUCAGGUCAUACCUUCUGAGAGCGAGGAUAGUAAAUCUCAGAGGUCAGGCACCGACAGUGAGAGACAAUCUGAAAUUCUACGUAGCAAUGGUGAUGCGGGAAUAAAGACAUUAAGACAAUUACAAGCUGAAGACGAUGAAGAAGAAAGAUUUCAAGCUGACCUUAAAAGGGCAGUGCUUCAAAGCCUUGAUGUGUACCGAGGAGGUAGAAAUAUGACAUCAUGUUUGAGGACAUCUCUGGAAGACAACAAUGAUUGGGUUUUAUCUGAUGUCCCAAAGGAAUCUCAGAGUUCGCCCAGAGUUGCCAUAUUUGGCACAGGUCUUCAGAAUGAAGUUGGCGAAUACAAUUGCUUUUUAAAUGUUAUCAUACAGUCUCUAUGGAAUCUGGGGCUGUUUCGAGCUGAGUUCUUGCGGAGUUCAACACUAGAGCACCAUCACGUUGGAGAUCCUUGUGUUGUCUGCUCAUUGUAUGAGAUUUUUACUGCUUUAAUUGCUGCUACGAGUGAAACACGAAAAGAACCUGUGGCUCCUUCAUCUCUCAGGAUUGCUUUGAGUAACUUGUAUCCAGAUAGCAGUUUCUUCCAAGAGGCUCAGAUGAAUGAUGCUUCAGAAGUAUUGGCCGUAAUCUUCGACUGCCUUCAUCGCUCAUUUGCUCAAAGUUCAAGCGUGUCUGACACAGAAUCUGCUGAGAGCAACAGUACGGGUUCAUGGGACUGUGCCAAUCGCUCAUGUAUUGCCCAUUCUCUGUUUGGAAUGGAUAUUUUUGAGCAAUUGAAUUGCUACAGCUGUGGGCUGGAGUCCAGGCAUUUGAAGUACACUUCCUUUUUCCAUAACAUCAAUGCUAGUGCCCUACGCACCAUGAAGGUUACAUGCGCUGAAAAUUCAUUUGAUGAACUUCUAAAUCUUGUCGAGAUGAACCAUCAACUAGCUUGUGAUCCCGAAGCUGGUGGUUGUGGGAAACCCAACCAUAUCCACCACAUUCUCACCACUCCACCACAUGUUUUUACUAUAGUAUUAGGGUGGCAAAACACAUGUGAGACUGUAGAAGACAUAGCAGCUACCCUUGCAGCCUUGAAUACCGAGAUAGAUAUCAGCAUCAUGUACCAUGGUCUGGACCCUAAGAGCACAUAUAGCUUAGUUUCCGUGGUUUGUUAUUAUGGACAGCAUUAUCAUUGUUUUGCACAUAGUCAUGAGCACGAUCGGUGGAUCAUGUACGAUGACCAAACAGUCAAGGUUAUCGGUAGCUGGAGUGAUGUACUUUCUAUGUGUGAGAGAGGACAUUUGCAACCACAGAGAGGAAGGAAUGUGAUUUUUACUCAUCUCAGUAGUUCAAAGAGGAUGGGGAAGAAGAUUUUGUCUUUAAGCUUAAGCAAUAGUGUUUUCAUUGGAAGAGGCGGCACGAGUGGAGCUUGUGCCGCGUGCAAGUACCAACGUAGACGAUGCGCCGCGGAUUGCCCCCUCGCGCCUUACUUCCCAGCCGAACAACCGAAACUCUUCCAAAACGUUCACAGGCUAUUCGGCGUAAGAAGCAUCGUCAAGAUCCUCGAAAAACUCGACGAAACUCAGAAACCAGAAGCCAUGAAAUCAAUCAUCUUCCAGUCUUAUGUCCGUGACCGUUCUCCUGUAUACGGUUGCCUCGGCGUGACUCAACAGCUUCAAUACAUGAUCUGGCUUGCUGAAGAAGAACUCAAAGCUAUGAUUCAUGAGCUCGGCGGUGAUAAUAAGCAGCAAGAAGAUGUUACAUCGCAGCAGCUUGAUUUGGGAAUGGGACUUAACGUUAACAAUAAUCAGAGCAAUAUUGUUACACCAUUCUUUAGUCCAUUAUUACCAGUAUCUGAAACACAGCAGCCUCAAAUGUCUUACACUUAUAGCUGCAGUGAGGUUAACAACAAUGGCUAUAGUCCUCCUGCUUACAAUACAGAUUCGGGCAAGGAGAUUCUGACCAAUAACAAUAAUGUUUGGGGUGGUCAGAAACGAUUUCUGUAUAACGUCAACAAUGGAGGAUUUAGCAACCAAAACGAGAGCUGUCACGAGAUGAAGAGUAAUAACGGUGUAAUGGCAAUACAAUCACAGCUCGUAAAUCUGCAAAUGGCAUCAAAUCAUCAGCAAGUGGAAGAAGAUGAAGAUGGUCAUGAAUACGAUGAAAUCCAUCAGUUUCUUGAAAUAAUUGACGACAGGCAAUCAUUUGCGGAUUCUAAAGAAGCGUACGCGUCAAGCUCUGGUGGAUCGUUGAAAGAACAGAUUGAUGAAAUUGGAGAGAAUGAAUUGAGAAGUGCAGCUACUUGCUUUAGUCUAACCAAAAUCAAGAAACUGUGUGUGGAUCUUGAGAGACAGAUUAGGAGAAGUUGGUUGGGUUGGAGUGAUAAGCUAGGAGGCACGUGAAUAAGCAAAGACAAGCAUAGAAGGCAUGUGAAACAGAGUUAAAACAGAGCAAGAAGAAACAGAUUGUGUAACCGCUUGAGAGUCUAGUGAGUUGUAUAUAAAUAGAGAUAGAAGAGUAUUGAAGAAGUUAUGCAUGUAUUGAUGUGUGUGUAACAAACGUAUGUUUUUUUA
Arabidopsis arenosa is the source of this 10767-nucleotide messenger RNA. The record is from the annotation of a GenBank genome assembly. NCBI's taxonomy places the organism in Eukaryota, Viridiplantae, Streptophyta, Magnoliopsida, Brassicales, Brassicaceae.